Tetrahymena thermophila SB210 is the source of this 435-nucleotide messenger RNA. RefSeq lists its product as hypothetical. The transcript has a single exon. Lineage: Eukaryota; Ciliophora; Oligohymenophorea; Hymenostomatida; Tetrahymenidae. The record is from RefSeq and is a predicted model, not a curated record.
AUGCAUUAGACGUUAUUAAUUCAUUAAUCUAUAUUUUCUAUUACUUAUUUGAGCGAAAAAAUAUUAAAUAGCUUAGAUACCAGCUUAGUUCUCUAAUUUUUAAUAUAUUUUAGUGAGACUUGCAUCAUAACAAAAGACAAUAAGAGUUAAACAAAUACUAAAUUCAAGAUUAAAGUCAAAAUAAACAUUAAGAAGAACUAGUUAGACUCGCCUGGAGAUUAGCCACUAGAUAUUGAUAGGAUUACAUAGUAAUAUGAUAAAACUAUUAAUACUGAAAAUAUUACUGACAAUCUUUUUCCUAGUUUGCCCUUUUUGUAGGUUAACUGGAUUAAAAGAGAAAAUAAUUCAAUUAUUAUUGAAUUUACUAUUGCUACUACAAUUUAUUAAGAAAUUUCUUUAUAUUAACCGAAUAUGAUUGAUAUAGCUAUCUAGUGA